AUGAUUCUCCUGCGCAACAUUUGGGGAUAUGCAUACAGUAGCGACGAGGAUGUGGUGGCAUGCAUCGCCAGGAUGCUUCCCAUCCUUGCUGUUUCCUUCUUCGUCGAUGGCCUUAGUGGUUCUCUUUCAGGGGUAAUCAUAGGAUGUGGCAAACAGAAAAUUGGAGCUCGCGUUAACCUCGGCGCCUUUUACCUGGUUGGCAUUCCAACAGCGGUGUUACUUGCGUUUGUGUUCCAUCUAAAUGGAAUGGGUCUUUGGCUUGGCAUUAUGUGUGGAAGCAUCAGCAAACUAGCGUUGCUCCUGUGGAUUACACUGCACAUAGAUUGGGAGAACGAAGCUAUCAAGGCCAAGCACAGGGUCCUCGGUUCAUCAGUGCAGGCAUAG
Miscanthus lutarioriparius is the source of this 384-nucleotide messenger RNA. The record is from the annotation of a GenBank genome assembly. NCBI's taxonomy places the organism in Eukaryota, Viridiplantae, Streptophyta, Magnoliopsida, Poales, Poaceae.